Molecule: messenger RNA, 2274 nt
Organism: Botrytis fragariae
Lineage: Eukaryota; Fungi; Ascomycota; Leotiomycetes; Helotiales; Sclerotiniaceae
Exons: 2
Coding region: 1-2274 (757 amino acids)
Source: RefSeq, a predicted model, not a curated record
AUGACCGAUCUGAGUGAUCGCUUCGCUACGCCUUCAGACUCCGAUAAUACCCACGAUACUGAUGAUAGCGAAUCUGACUUUAAUUCUACACCAAAUUGCUCUUCGUCACCGGCGCGCGCACGUGCUUCUUCACCUUCGCCUUUGCCUUUACCUUUACCCCAGUGGAAAUAUCAUCACAACCCUAUUGAUAGAAAUAAUCCAACUACUCCGCCUUCCACGGGAACAAAUAGAAAAAUGGAACAAGCAUAUGCCGAAUGGCAUCAAGGAGAAAUGGACACACCUAGAGCACCAUCAUAUUCUCCAAUCACUUUACCAGCCGAUACACCACAAUCCGUUGAUGCCAACGAAGCUGGACCUGUAACUGCACAAUAUAACUCGCAGUCGCAACAAAAAAAUAUGGAACCUUCGCGCGCAUCCUCAUAUUCACAUCACACUAUUUCCUCAUCUUCACCUCAAAUCCAACAUUCAUCAACAUCCGCCUCCGAAACCACCGUAUUCCCUACAGACCUCCCUUCUCCCUCCGUACCAUGCCGUUUAGAACCCCACUCAUCGGUUCUCGAUCAUCUCACUGCUCAAUAUAUUGCACAGGGACCCCAUCCACAAAUUUCUCACGUUAAUCACGCAGCUGUGAAUCAAAGAAAUGCGUCUCAGAUAUUGAGCAAACAUCAAGAUGAUCGCGCGCCGUUUGUUCGAGCUGCGAGUCGCAGAUUGCAGGCGGUGGUGGGUGUGAGGAAUGAUUUACCGUUUGAUUUGCUGAUGGGCACGGGAAAGCAUGAUGCGAGUAAUUUGGUUGUGGGGAGAGAUGGGGCGUUGGUGGAUUUAGGACUUAGGAAUUUGGGAAGAGAGGAAGUUGUGAGGGGUGGAAAUGAAAGUGGAGAGCAUCUUGCUGCGAGAGAUAAUGGUGAUAGGAGUGGAGAGGAUAUUGGAAACAAUCGGGAAUAUAUGAGGGCGGAGAUGGAUAUGAACACGAACGCAAACGCAAACGAAGCACACAAUGUAAACACCACGGCACGAUACCCACAAGAUAUCCACGCUCCCUUCGACACUCUUUGUUCUUCCUCCAACAAUUCAUCUUGUUCUUCUUCUCAUCACCCUCACCAUCAAAAAACAAUACCACAAGAAACCCCUCCCAAUCCAACCCACGAAUCCCCAACACAAACUCCCUUCUUCCCUCCCUCAGUCAACCCCUACACCGGCGAAGGACUCCGCGCAUAUCUUCUCUCCCGCGCUUCCAUGACCGGUUCCGUAAAGAGAGAAUGUAGAAGUAUAUCGUUCCAUGAUUUCACACCGAAUGUACGAACGGGCGAGUUUAGAAAUCAGUUAUUGGUGCAUUUUGGCGUGGAUGGGAUUUCGAGUUGUGAGAGGGUUGAGGUUGUGGAGUUGGGUUUUCCCCCUCUCAAACAUAACAACCUACCCCAUCCAACCCGACACCACACUCCCCCCUCCCUCCUCGAACCCACCUUCUCCCACACCCAACACGGUCUCCCCACCAAAAAGAUCGCCAAACGUCAAGACUACGAUUUCUCCUUCCAAGGAACUCCCAUCUUCGAAUUUUCCACCCGAAUACUUUUUCCCCAGCCCGAGAAUCCCUUUCCUAACACUGCGCCUACUGCGGAUUUUCUCUCCGUCGAAGUACCCCGUUCCUACAAUUCAGAUGAUCCUUAUCUUCCGUUUCCGCUACAGGUAUCCCAGAAUCCGGGAUUGCUACAGCGGGAAGUAAGGAAAUAUGCAAGGGCGGCGGGAGUGAAGGGAGAGGAAUUAUGCACGUAUGGUGAUUUGAUGACGGAUGAGAGUGGAGAGGAUGUGAGCGAGGAGGCGUCUCCUAACGAGGGGAUUUGGUGGUGUGAAUUUUAUCGAGGAAUUACGCGGGAUAGGAUUCGGUGGGAGAGAGUCAAGAGGUGUAUGGGAAGGGGGAGAUGUAGAGUUGUUUUGAGAUGGCAGGAUGUACCGGAUGAGAUGAAGAGAUUGGGUGGUCGUUCUACUUCUACUUCUGGAGUCGGUUUAGGAUUGAGUAGACACACCAAUGAAGCAGAGAGAGUCAUGCAGGAGAUGAGCAGGGAAAAUACGGGAGGAAUGGGAAAAAAGCGAAGAGGAAGAAAGAGUAUGCAAACGAGCCAUGCGAAUACGAGUUCGAGUGUGGGACUGGGAGUUAUGAAUGCGAAUGUGGGGAGUCAUUCACAUACGCAUACGCGAUCGGGAUCGGGCGAAGCGUUGAGAGAUAGUUUGCGCGCGAGAGCGAUUGGGAAUCGGAUGAGUUUCAAUGGAGAUGCUUAG